UCAACUUUAGGACCAGUUUGACGUGCCUGACAGUAAUGAAAAAACAAAGUGUAGAAAAUCAAUGAACGGAAAUUCGUAAUUUGCAAAAUGUUUCGUUUAUCCAAAAAUAUCGUUCCUUCGCUAUCAAAGGCAUUGCUGAAAAGAAGUAAUCAAGACCAAAGCAACAGUAUCCUUGUACUUUUGCAAGGACCAAGAUUGCUUUCCGAUAAAGCAAAACCUGGUAAAUUUGCAGUUCAGCAUGAAGAUUUCGGGCGUCCGUUGUAUUUUGAUGCUCAAGCUACAACUCCUGUGGAUCCCAGAGUCCUUGAUGCUAUGUUACCGUAUCUUGUAAGUUACCAUGGUAAUCCUCACUCCCGGACCCAUGCCUAUGGAUGGGAAAGUGAAGCUGCUGUUGAGAAGGCCAGAGAACAGGUUGCUGAAUUAAUUGGGGCUGAUCCAAAAGAGAUUAUAUUCACAUCCGGAGCCACAGAGUCUAAUAAUAUAUCAGUUAAAGGUGUAGCUCGGUUUUAUGCACCCAGGAAGAAGCAUAUUGUUACUACUCAGAUUGAACACAAAUGUGUAUUGGACUCUUGCCGAGCACUGGAAGGCGAAGGUUUCAAAAUAACUUAUUUGCCUGUACAAGAAAAUGGAAUUAUUGACAUGAAAGAUUUAGAGAAGGCUCUUACUCCAGAAACUAGCUUAGUUUCCAUUAUGACUGUCAACAAUGAAAUAGGUGUUAAACAACCUAUUGCUGAAAUAGGUGCAAUGUGCAAGAGCAAGAAAGUAUACUUCCACACAGAUGCAGCCCAAGCACUCGGUAAAAUACCAAUCAAUGUAAAUGAAAUGAAUAUUGACCUGAUGUCAAUUUCUGGACACAAAAUAUAUGGUCCUAAGGGUAUUGGUGCCCUUUAUAUAAGGCGUAGGCCUCGAGUCAGAGUUGAGCCUAUCCAAAGCGGAGGUGGUCAAGAGAGGGGGAUGCGGAGCGGCACAGUUCCAACACCACUAGUUGUGGGACUAGGUGCCGCAUGUGAUAUUGCUAAACGCGAAAUGGCGUACGACCACGCAUGGAUGGAGAAACUGUCACAGAGAUUCUUAGACAAAAUAUAUUCAAAGCUGUCACAUGUUAUAAGAAAUGGAGACCCCAAGCAAACAUAUCCCGGCUGUAUAAAUUUGUCGUUCGCGUAUGUUGAAGGUGAAUCACUACUAAUGGCAUUAAAAGACAUCGCAUUAUCAAGUGGAUCAGCUUGCACCUCGGCCUCUUUAGAGCCAUCUUACGUUUUGAGGGCUAUUGGAACAGAUGAAGACUUGGCACACAGUUCAAUAAGAUUUGGUUUAGGUAGAUUCACGACACUCGAAGAAGUUGACUACACAGCAGAAAAGACAAUAAAACACGUCGAACGCUUACGAGAGAUGAGUCCGCUGUGGGAGAUGGUACAAGAAGGCGUAGACAUCAAAACAAUUCAAUGGUCACAGCAUUAAGACAGACACAAUUUAGUAUAGUUAUUCCAAUGUAAGGUCUAGGUGAUAAUACUGACUAUCGCAUAAAAGGAAAAGAUCUGGUUCGAUUAAUUAAUGUACAUCACAGGACAGCUCGCAUUCUUAUUUUUCUGCUUGGCUUUGAAUUUGCAAGGAAUGUAAAGAUAAACAAAACAUAUAGCAAUUCAUAAUAAAUUUAUAAAGGAGGCUUAUUUAUCAACAAGCUAUCUUUAUACAAGAACAAUAAUUUACUUGUUCUUUGACCUCAAUUAACAGUAAUAAAACUAAGUAGAACAAAUUAUAAUUUUGUGUUAUCAUUUUCAUAAUAAUUGUAGUUUAUAUUUUCUUUAUGAAAUCUAUUUCGCUUCUGACCUUCAAGAUGAUCAAAAAAUAAUAUCUGCACAAUCCAAUAUUACACAUUUUAGGAUGUUAGUUUGCUUUUAUUAUAAAACAAGGUUACAAUGACUGAAUUAGACAAGAGUUAUCAAAAUUGGAUAUACUAAUGAAUUGAAAAGCUGUUUUAGUUAUGAAUUUUAGUAUACAUGCGUAAUUGCAUAUUGUAUUGUACAGAGCAGACUGCAUUGGUAGCACUAAUAAAUCGAUGUUUAAAAUAUCAACACCGUUUAGUAUGUAGGUGUGUAUAUACUGCAUUGUUAUGUAUGUAUCAUUAUAUUAUUUUCUGUUAAUGUAAUAAAGUACAAUAGAGAUUU
Messenger RNA from Trichoplusia ni (cabbage looper), 2165 nucleotides. It is a transcript of the gene Nfs1, whose product is annotated as cysteine desulfurase, mitochondrial. Gene Ontology annotation, biological process: [2Fe-2S] cluster assembly. Gene Ontology annotation, cellular component: mitochondrion; cytosol; nucleus. The transcript is spliced from 8 exons. Lineage: Eukaryota; Metazoa; Arthropoda; Insecta; Lepidoptera; Noctuidae. The coding region runs from base 88 to 1458 and encodes 456 amino acids. Gene Ontology annotation, molecular function: cysteine desulfurase activity; pyridoxal phosphate binding. The record is from RefSeq and is a predicted model, not a curated record.